Paramecium sonneborni is the source of this 4116-nucleotide messenger RNA. The record is from the annotation of a GenBank genome assembly. NCBI's taxonomy places the organism in Eukaryota, Ciliophora, Oligohymenophorea, Peniculida, Parameciidae.
AUGAGUUGUAAUAACAUUUAAGAGAUCAGCUAAAGUUUGUCCAUUUAAAAGAGAAAUUAAGUUACCAAUUUUCAAAUUUCUUAGGUCCCAAAUCUAAAAAAUAUACCAUUAUCUACAUACCCAGAUGAGAAUAAUGAAGUUCAACCUUUUUAUAAUUCAGAAAAAAUGUUAGAUGAAUCUAAGGAAUGCUUAGAGCAACCAGAAACUUCUAAAUAUUUUCCAUAUUAUUUAGGAUAACAUCAUUCAAAAAUUUCGAAAUUUUUUUUUUUACAAUACACAACCUACGCUCUAGAAUUAAAGAAUUAAGUUUUAGAUAAAAACUUUAAAAUUACAGAUAAGCAUCUUCCUACUUUAUCACCAGAGGAUAAUCUAAAGGAAUUAAUAUUGAAAUCAGAAAAUCAAACUUCUCAAGUAAAAACAAUGACUUAUAAAACAUUAAUAAGGCUUAUAUUUUUCGGUGAAUUAAAAUGGAUAACAGGAAGAUGUUUUGCAAUCUAUUUCAUAGAAUCAGUUUCAAAAAACGGAAUUUCUUUUAUAAUGAGUUUUGCCAUAGUCAGUAUAUCUUAACAUGAAUAUGAUAGUGCUCAUUAUUACGGAAUAAUACUAGUAAUAUUGAAUUUCAUAUGUUUAUUGAGUAGACAUCAUGCUGCUAAUUAUUCAAUGAUAUUUUCGACAAAAGCUCGUCUAAGCUUAAUUAAUUUAGUUUAUAUUAAAUUAAUUGGAUUAAAUUCAUAUUCUUUUAAAUAAGCUAAUUUAGGUAAGAUAUUAAAUAUUGUAUCUGGAGACAUUAAUACAUUAGAAUAAAUGUUUAGUAUGAUAUUUCCAAGUAGUGUUGUAAUUAUUUCAAUGUUCUUUGCUUGUUUUAUAUUGUGGAAUAGAUUUAAUGGUAUCAUAGGUUUAUUGCCAGUUAUAUUAUUAUUUCUUGCAUAUCCUAUUUAAAUUGUUAUAUAAUCAUUCAAUUAAGAAACCUUAAAAUAAGCUAAAAUUAAUUAAGAUUAAAGAUUAAAAAUAACUAAUCAAUUGAUAGAAGGAAUUAGAUUAAUUAAAAUGUAAGCUUGGGAAAAAGCCUUUUCAAAAAUGAUAUUGACUAUAAGACAACUUGAAUUUCUAAGUUUAAUAAAAAUUCUUUUAAGAACUGCUAUUGAUAGAUUAUUUACGUAAACAUCUUAUCUGUGGGCAAGUUUCUUGUAUUUUAUUAUCUUGUAUUAUGGGGAAUUUAAUACCGAUAUGAAAAUAGCAGAAAUGAUAUCUACAAUUUAACUACUAAACUCUUUAAAAAUCUCAUGUGUGUAUAUGGUUUCAAAUGGAAUAUAAGCUUUAAUUCAAAUAAAAGUUACUUUUGAAAGAAUUGCGAAUAUUUUAAAUCUAUAAAAUUUUGGUAUGCAUAAAAUUGAUGAAUUUUAAGAUGAAAAAAAUAAAAUUGAAAAAGAACAUAGUAGAAUAGAAUUAAUAAAUUUUAGUGCAUUUUGGAAACAUUCAGUAUCUGAUUCCGAUAAAGCAAUUUUAAAAAACUUAAAUUUGAAUUUUAAAGAAGGAGAAUUAUGGGCAAUUAUUGGUCGAGUUGGAUGUGGAAAAUCAACUCUUUUACAAACAUUAUUAUGUGAAAUUCCAUCUUACAAAGGAAUAAUGUUAAUUGAUGGAUAAAUACCAUCAUAAAACAAAGUAACAAUUGGUUACGUUGAAUAAGAACCUUUUUUAUUUCCAGAUACUAUAAGGAAUAAUAUUCUAUUUGGAAAAAAAUUUAAUAAGACUUUAUAUGAAAAGGUUACUUAAGUAGCAUAAUUAGAAUCUGAUUUUGAAUUAAUGAAAUUUAGAGAUUAAACUGAAAUUGGAGAAAGAGGUAUCACACUUUCAGGAGGACAAAAAGCAAGAAUCUCUUUAGCUAGAGCUUUAUAUUAAACACCUGAUUUAUACUUAUUUGAUGAUCCUUUAUCUGCUGUAGAUGCAAAAGUUGCUCAAAACAUAUUUACAAUUGCUAUUAAAUAAUUCAUUUUUGAAUAUCAGAUAACCAUUAACCCAAAUAAACCAAAACCUAUUGUAAUUUUAGCAACACAUUAAAUUUAAUAUGCUAUCAAAUGUGAUUAAAUUGCUAUAUUAAGUUAGGGAGAAUUGAUUGCUAAAGGUUCUUAUGAACAAAUCAAACUUCAUUUAGAAAUGAUUAAUAAAGAUUUAGCUCAAUAAUUAGAUAAAACUUAGAAUGAAACUACAAAUUAAAAUAUUUUAGAAUAAUAACCAUUAACUAAAAUAUCUAAAGGAGCAAAAUAGUCUGAAAAUAAUAGAACUCUCAUAGUCUCAGAAUCUGAUAAUCAAUCAAUUAUUAAUUUUUCUGUUUAUUUGAGAUAUUUCAAAAAUUGGAAUUUUGUAGUUUUUUUGUCUGUGUUAGCCUUGGAAGUAGGAUAUGAAGUUUUAAUUAUGCUAUACAAAAGAAUUAUUUCAUUAUUUGAAUACUAUCAAGAGUAAAAUGAGACAGAUUCUACAUUCAUAAUUUUAUCUUGUUUAGUGAUUGGAUUGAUGAUUUGUAGUUUAAUAAAAUAUUUUCUUAGUUUAAAUCAAGUAUAGAAAACAACUUAAAACAUUCACAAAAGGAUGCUUAAUUCUAUUACAUAAGCUCCAAUAUCAUAUUUUGAUGUAAAUCCUUCAGGAAGAAUAAUAAAUAGAUUUUCGAAUGAUUUAUCUUUGUGUGAUAAUUCUACAAAUUAAGUUUGUUUGGAUAUUUUGGAAAUGAUUGGCAAUUUUAUGAUUUCAUUAAUAACCUUGGCAAUCUUGUAACCAUAUUUUAUUUUUAUGAUAUGCUUUAUUUUAGCUUUGAACCUUUAUCAAUAUAAUUUUUAUAAUAAAAUUAUUAGCUAAUUAAAAGAAAUUGAACUAAUUUAAAGAAGUCCAUUAUUUGAUUUUAUUAAAAAUUCAUUAGGUGGAUCCAUUCAAAUUAAAAUUAAUGGAUAAUAAAAUUUAUUUAGGGAAAAAUUUAUAGAUCUAUCGAACAAAUGUAAUUUAAAUUCAUUAACGUAUAUCUAUUCAACAAGAUCUUUUUGCUUUAAUAUUGAUUUUAUUGGAUUUAUCGCUUCAUCAGCUGGUUUAUUUAUUUUCCUAAAUCUUAAUUACAAUGAUGUUGCAAUAUUUUCUUAAGGAUUAUUAUUAUUAACUAUAUACAACGAUGGAUUAUCAUUUGGAUUGAAAUAAUUGAUAAAUUUCGCAACAUAAAUGAGUUCAUAUAAUAGGAUGUUUUAAAUAAUAGAUAUAGAAUCAGAAGCACCAUAAAUUCAAGAAGAAGAUUCAAAAUUAACAAAUUUUCCAGAAUCAGGUGAUAUAAAAUUUAAUAAUGUUUAAAUGAGAUAUAGAUAAAAUUCAGAUUUAAUAUUAAAAGGAUUAACAUUUGAAAUAAAAAGUGGAUAAAAAAUUGGUUGUGUUGGUAGAACAGGAGCUGGAAAAUCUUCAAUCUUAUAAGCUAUAUUUAGAAUGAAUGAAAUUGAAGAUUAUGAAGAAUCAAAAAUCGAAAUCAGUGGAAUUAAUAUUAAAUAAUUAGGAUUAUAAAAAUUAAGAAGUAGUCUUGGUAUUAUACCAUAAUCUCCAUUUUUAUUUACUGGAAGUCUUAGAUCAAAUUUAGAUCCAUUUAAUUAAUAUGAUGAUUAGGAUAUUUGGUAAGCAUUAACAGUUUCAGGAUUAGAAGGAUAUACAAAAUCAUUUUCUAAUGGUUUAUUAACAGAUAUUAGUGAUAUUAAUUCAUUAUUCUCUGUUGGAUAAAAACAAUUAAUUUGUUUAGCUAGAAUUCUAUUAUAGAAAAAAAAGAUUAUUGUUUUAGACGAAGCAACUGCUAAUCUUGAUAUGAAAACAGAUGAUUUCAUCUAAGAUACUCUUAAAUAAUAACUUAAGGAUUGUACACUUAUAACUAUUGCACACAGGUUAAAUACUAUUGCUGAUUAUGAUAAAGUUAUGGUUAUUGAAAAUGGAAAUGUUAUAGAAUUUGAUGAACCAUUUAAUCUUUUAGCUUAAUCUUAUAAUUCAAUCAAUAUUGAUAAGCAAACUCAUUUUUCUAAACUUGUGCUAAAUACUGGACAAUCUAAUUCUUAGGCUAUUUUUGAUAUUGCCAAAAAUAAAUAGAAUCGAAUAUAGAAAUGA